CCCAUUCACCGCUGCUCUCCCCUGCCUUCCUCCCGGAUCAGCCUGCGGCCAAAGCCUUCUCCCCGCUGUCUGCUUGAGGAACAGGUGAUCCUCCUUAGCGGCCCGUUUCUGGAUGCGGCUCUCUCGCCUGCGUGUGAAGGAUGAUGAUACCAGGCGAGGCUGAAUCAGCGUAACUUUUACUUGGCAAGAGGAAAAACUUUCUUCCCCGUUUGAAGGCAUUAAAAACACGUAGCGUUAAAAAGCAGAAGAAGUUGGUUUUAAAGCUGAACUUCACUUUCCUGGGAUUUGUGUGUCAGAUUCAAAGGCUGCAUCGUUUUCUUUUUCUUAUUUUUUUUUUCCUCCUUCCUUAUCUCCCAAAAGGAAACUGUUGCUAGUUGGAAUAGACUUUUUAAAUGUUUGGAAUUCAAGACACGUUAGGAAGAGGACCGAUUCUGAAAGAUAAAUCUCUAGGUUCUGAGAUGGAUUCCGUCAGGUCCUGGGUCAGAAACGUUGGGGUUGUGGAUGCAAACGUAGCAGCACAAAGCGGAGUAGCUUUGUCCAGAGCCCACUUUGAAAAGCAGCCACCCUCCAACUUGAGGAAAUCCAAUUUCUUUCACUUUGUUCUGGCUCUCUACGACAGACAGGGGCAGCCCGUGGAAAUAGAGAGGACAGCUUUUGUGGACUUUGUAGAAAAUGAUAAAGAGCAAGGCAAUGAGAAGACGAACAACGGCACACACUACAAACUCCAGCUCCUCUACAGCAACGGAGUCAGGACGGAACAGGAUCUCUAUGUGAGGCUCAUUGAUUCUGUCACCAAGCAGCCCAUAACUUAUGAAGGCCAGAACAAGAACCCCGAGAUGUGCAGAGUGUUGCUCACCCACGAGGUCAUGUGCAGCCGGUGCUGUGAGAAGAAAAGUUGUGGCAACAGGAAUGAGACUCCAUCUGACCCUGUGAUCAUUGACAGAUUCUUCCUCAAAUUUUUUCUCAAGUGCAAUCAGAAUUGCUUGAAAACAGCAGGAAACCCGAGAGAUAUGAGACGGUUCCAGGUGGUGCUAUCGACAACAGUGAACGUGGAUGGGCACGUGCUGGCAGUGUCUGACAACAUGUUCGUGCACAACAACUCCAAGCACGGGCGGAGAGCAAGGAGACUCGACCCCUCGGAAGCCACGCCCUGCAUCAAAGCCAUCAGCCCGAGCGAGGGGUGGACCACAGGGGGAGCCAUGGUGAUCAUCAUCGGGGACAACUUCUUUGAUGGGCUGCAGGUGGUGUUUGGGACCAUGCUGGUGUGGAGUGAGCUGAUCACACCUCAUGCCAUCCGCGUCCAGACGCCCCCCCGACACAUUCCUGGUGUGGUGGAGGUGACAUUAUCCUACAAAUCCAAACAGUUCUGCAAAGGAGCACCAGGCAGGUUCAUUUACACAGCUUUAAAUGAACCUACCAUAGAUUACGGCUUCCAAAGACUGCAGAAGGUCAUCCCAAGACAUCCUGGGGACCCUGAAAGAUUAGCUAAGGAAAUGCUGCUGAAAAGAGCUGCCGACCUGGUCGAGGCCCUGUAUGGGACCCCCCACAACAACCAGGACCUGAUCCUGAAGCGCGCGGCCGACAUCGCCGAGGCUCUGUACAGCGUUCCGCGCAACCCCGCACAGAUCCCGGCGCUGUCCAGCUCUCCUGCCCACGGCUCCAUGAUGGGCAUCAACUCCUACGGCAGCCAGCUGGGCGUCAGCAUCUCCGAAUCGGCGCAGGGCAACAACCAGGGCUACAUCCGGAACACCAGCAGCAUCUCCCCCCGGGGGUACUCGUCCAGCUCCACCCCACAGCAGUCCAACUAUAGCACCUCCAGCAACAGCAUGAACGGCUACAGCAACGUGCCCAUGUCCAACCUGGGCGUGCCUGGCUCACCCGGCUUCAUCAACGGCUCCCCGACAGGAUCUCCCUACGGCUUGAUGUCUUCAAGUCCAACAGUCGGCUCCUCCAGCACUUCUUCCAUCCUCCCGUUCUCCUCUUCGGUGUUCCCUGCUGUCAAACAGAAGAGUGCCUUUGCUCCUGUCAUCAGACCCCAAGGGUCCCCCUCUCCCGCCUGCUCUAGCGGCAACGGGAACGGGUUCAGAGCCAUGACUGGUCUUGUCGUUCCCCCGAUGUAAGGAAGGGGCAGCUUUGCUGCUCUCCCUCUUCCCUUUUUUCCUCCUUUUUUUUUUUUCAUUUUUCUUUUACAGCACAAUACUACUUAUUGUGAUGGACCACUAAAAAGAAAAAAAUAGCACUACAAGCUCUUUUUUGGGGGAAAGCCAGGCCCGGGAAAAAAAAAAAAAAAGGAACAUUUUUUAUGGAUUGGACAAGUUAGAAGUCUGCAUCAUUUACCUGUUUCAUAUUUCUGACACAACCACAUCGACUCCUCAAACAUUUGGAAUGAAGAAUCAGCAAGAGCCAGGAUGAACAAGAGUUGGCAGGAUGGAAUUAGAAAUGCAAAGUCUUUCCUGGAAGACACGAAAACCUUCCUAUGAUUUGUAAAAUAUUCAAAGGGGAAAAAAGAAAUUGGCAAAGUGAUUCAAGCUUGAUAUUUUGGAUACAAUUUGUUUUACUUUGUAGGGGUAAAAAAGUUGAAGUUUCUAUUUUCUAUGGAGCCUUUCAGAUAUCGAUUUAGUUUAUGCAGAAAAACAAUUCAACAAAACAGGGUACCAGCAUGAAAGAAUUUCUAGGACAAACUGACAUGAAUGAUGGAACUUUGGUGUAUGUGUGUAUUUGCUUAUAGUUUAACCUCUUUAAAAAAAAUGUAAGAUGUUUUACAAUUA
Molecule: messenger RNA, 2768 nt
Organism: Pseudopodoces humilis (Tibetan ground-tit)
Lineage: Eukaryota; Metazoa; Chordata; Aves; Passeriformes; Paridae
Gene: EBF2
Product: EBF transcription factor 2
Biological process (GO): regulation of DNA-templated transcription
Molecular function (GO): DNA-binding transcription factor activity; DNA binding
Source: RefSeq, a predicted model, not a curated record